Gadus morhua (Atlantic cod) is the source of this 2565-nucleotide messenger RNA. RefSeq names its product membrane frizzled-related protein (gene mfrp). Lineage: Eukaryota; Metazoa; Chordata; Actinopteri; Gadiformes; Gadidae. The record is from RefSeq and is a predicted model, not a curated record. Bases 427 to 2217 code for a protein of 596 amino acids. The transcript is spliced from 13 exons. Gene Ontology annotation, molecular function: protein binding.
CUGACUUGGCUUUGCGGAGCACGAUGGAAUGUAAUACUGGUGGCUUCACCUCCAGACGUAACACCAGCCCAUCAGGCUUCGCUCACCAACCUCUGAGAGUAAAAAAAACACAGAGACAUAAAUGUGGGUGCUUUGAGGAUUUUUUCUAACCUUUUUCUUAAAAUAUCUUGUUGUGAAGCUUAGAUUCCAAUAGUUUUUCCAGUUUUUCAGUUCAGAGCAGAUUUUAAUGGAGCCUGACAAAACCUUGAGUGCUACGAUCAUAGAAGCGAGGCAGUGAGAUUUUGGACAAAAAUGUGACAAUUCCAGAAUCAAUUGUGGCGACUUUAACAGCAUCAGCUCACGGACCGAUGCCGGGCUACAUGCUGAUGUGCUCGGUCCUGCAUUCUGUGUAGCCCAUGGGAACUUUGAAGAGGACUCUAAAGUAACAUGUCGGAUCUCAGCCAAGUAGCCGUGUACUCUGACUCCAGGGACAUCUACAAGAAUGUGUUCUGCAACCCUGCGUUUGAGCUGGAGGGAGAGCAGGAGAACAUUGUGGAGGGGUAUAGGACCAGCUCAUCCACCCCUGAACCCAUCAAACCCCCUGCCUCCUGCCGGGGCCUGUUGGGUGCCUGUGCAAUGCGUCUCAGGAGUCCGGCCGGCAGCUGGGGGGCCCUCCUGGUCUGUGCAGCGGUGUUGUUCCUGGUGGCGGCCAUGGGCCUAGCACUGGCUCUCAUUCUCACCCAGAUGAACAGGCCGGCUGUGGAGGGACCGGCGUCGUCCACCAGUCCCCUGGACCUGCUGAGUGGAGCUGAGGUGUCCCACACCCUGCCCAACCUGACUUGCAACAGUAGUCAUAGCGACGGCACCACAAUGGCCACGCCACCCUCUUCGACCACGCAGCCCGCGCUCCAAACACGAUGCGGGGGAGUGCUUUCUGACACAGAAGGGAGUUUCAGUUCUCCUAACCACCCGGGCUCGUACCCGCCCGACGUGCUGUGUGUGUGGGUGAUCCGGGUGCCCCCCCCGCACGUGGUGCAGGUCCACGUGUCCUCGCUGAGCGUGGAGGGGCCCUCCCCCUGCCUGUUUGACUGGCUGGAGGUGCAGGAGCGGGGGGACCAGGCCGAUGUGAUCACCAGGCUCUGUGGUAACGUGGCUCCCCCAACGUUCAACACCAACAAAAGCUCAGUCUGGGUGACCUUCCACUCAGACAGCAUAAUAGCAGGCAGUGGCUUCACCGUACAGUACAGAGCCAUACUCCCUGGGCACCAGAGCUGCUCCAGAGAAGAGUUCAUGUGUGACGGCGGCCGCUGUCUGCUCUCAAUGUCGUUGUGUGACGGACUGCCCCACUGCCGCGACCAAACUGACGAGGCCAACUGCAGCCAGAAGCACAAGGAGUGUGGGGGGCAGAAGACGGACCCUCAUGGAUCCAUCGCCAGCCCAAACCACCCCAGGCUUUACCCCCACCAACAGUUGUGCACUUGGCGUAUAUCUGCGGAGCAGGGUCAUGUGAUCAGGCUGAGCUUCAGGAACUUCAGCCUGGAGACCCAGGAUGUGUGCGAGUUUGAUUACGUCGAGGUCCACGACAGUGCAGCCGCUGGAGCGGGUCGGGUCCUGGGCAGGUUCUGUGGAACCAGCCUCCCCCCUCACCUGACCUCCUCGGGGCCCGAGAUGACCGUGGUGUUCGUGGCAGACGAAGGGGUGGCCGACAGCGGCUUCAACGCCACAUAUCAGGCCGUGUCCCUGGCAGACACGACGUGCGGCCCCCAGCAGCUGGCCUGCAGCUCCGGGGAGUGUCUGCACCGGGACCUGCUGUGUGACGGCUGGAGCGACUGCCCCGACGGAGCCGACGAGCACGGCUGCGGCAACUCCACCUUUCCCUCCUUCACGUCUUCGUGUGAACUCAUCGAGGUGGAGAUGUGCCAGGGCCUCAGCUACAACCUCACCUCCUUCCCCAACAUCUGGCUGUCCAUCUCUGACCAGAGGCAGGCGGCCACGCUGCUGCGUCAGUACCGGGUGCUGAUGGAGCUGGCGUGCUACAAGCCCCUAAGGCGGCUGGUGUGCGGCCUGUUCCUGCCACAGUGCAGCCCCCAGGGCGGCGUGCUCCAGCCCUGCCGCUCCGUCUGCUCAGGGGCCGAGAAGCAGUGCGGCCCGGCCCUGGAUCUCAUCCCCCUCAGUUGGCCCUUCAACUGCCUCCUGCUGCCCGACUCCCAGGACCCAAUGGAGUGUUCCACGCCGUGACGAAGGGAGGGAAAAUAAGCCGUACAACGACGAGGUUCCUCAAAGAACAACAGAUUGAUUCCCCCUGGGAUUACCAUGAUUUUCUCUGGCUCUUUCGGAGAUCCUGGGAACCCGCAGUCAACACUGUGUUUCUUAGGACCUGGGUAUUGCUAAGAAAAAGAGGCAAACAAACCAUAUUUUGUUCACUGGAUAGAGGACAUGCAAGGUUAAUAUGUUGGCCAGAUGACAGCCGAUUGCUCAAAUGUAUGUGUAAUAUAUUUUGAGUAGGACCGGUUUUACCUUUGGUUUCAUCUUUGAUUUGACAUGAUUCUGACUGACUGUGCUGAAUGAGUUUUCUGAAAUUAUGUU